AUGCAAGCCUUUAACGAUGAGAUCACAAGCCCACUCACGGAACAAAUCUUCGAUUUCUGCGAUCCACAGCUAUUUCAAGAAACCUUUAAUCAAGCUUCUGAAGUGACAUCUGCUUCAAACUGUUGUGGCUAUGUCGAAAACAGCAACAACAACAAUAACUUUCCAGACAAGUCCAACAGCGGUUCGAAUCAAGAUCAUGAAGACAGCACUAUCAACAACGACAACGCAGAUUUGUCGAUCAUAUUCGAUUCACAAGACGAUUUCGAUAACGAUAUCACAGCUUCAAUCGAUUUCUCUUCAUCAAUCCAAUUUCCUGUCUCAGAUCAACUCCAAGAUCAGUUUGAUUUCAACGGAGUUCAACUUCACCAGCCUCCGAACAUUCUCUACUCUUCCUCCUCCGGUGAUCCUCUGCCUCCGCCUUUAUCCGCUUUCGAAGAGGAUUGUCUUUCUUCCGUCCCAAGUUACAAUCUUGGCUCCCUAAACCCUACUUCUCCUUCUUGCUCUUUCUUGGGUAAUCCCGGUUUACCAGCUUACAUGGCCGUAACCGGGAAUAUGAUGAACACCGGUUUAUCCAUUGAAAGAUCCGGUUUUUACACCGGUAUCCAUUUUGGUUCUGAUUUCAAACCAUCACAUGAUCAAUUGAUGGAGAUCCAGGCUGACAACGGUGGAAUGUUCUGCACCGAUUCGAUUAAACCCAUCUUCAACCCAGUAGAUCAUCUUCAGGGUCUUGAAGGUGGCGAGAACCAGAACCAUUUGGUGGCAACACCGGUUCUUCCGCAGUUAGGAACAGAGAUAACCGGUUUAGACGACGCGAGUUUCAACAAAGUCGGCAAACUAUCCGCUGAGCAGAGGAAAGAGAAGAUUCAUAGGAAGACAUUGGCAGAUAGCCGUCCAAGAGUUAGAGGACGAUUCGCAAAGAACGAUGAGUUUUGUGAACCAAACAGACAAGCUUCUUCAAGCCAUCACGAAGACGAAGAUGAUGAUGUGGGAGUAAAGGAAGAAGAGCAGUUGGUUGAUUCUUCGGACAUAUUUUCACACAUAAGUGGUGUCAACUCUUUCAAGUGCAAUUAUCCAAUCCAGUCGUGGAUUUGA
Messenger RNA from Microthlaspi erraticum, 1092 nucleotides. The record is from the annotation of a GenBank genome assembly. NCBI's taxonomy places the organism in Eukaryota, Viridiplantae, Streptophyta, Magnoliopsida, Brassicales, Brassicaceae.